Molecule: messenger RNA, 1554 nt
Organism: Bradysia coprophila
Lineage: Eukaryota; Metazoa; Arthropoda; Insecta; Diptera; Sciaridae
Product: facilitated trehalose transporter Tret1-like
Biological process (GO): transmembrane transport; carbohydrate transport
Cellular component (GO): membrane
Molecular function (GO): sugar transmembrane transporter activity
Source: RefSeq, a predicted model, not a curated record
AACGAUUUGUACCUUAAAUUAGUAUAACAGAGUCAGUAGUUGCAUAAAGUCGUACAUCUUGCAUCAGAUGCAGAGAAAUUCAUUUAUUUGUGAAAUAUGGUGAAUGUACCGAAUCAUUCUAAAGUGACUCACCAGUUUCUAGCAAUUUUUUGUGCCAAUAUUAUCAGUAUAUCUCACGGAUGUGCUUUGGGAUGGCUUUCACCCUAUCUACCACUGUUACAAUCUGAUUCAUCUCCACUUUCUACUGGCUCAAUCAGUCUGGAGGAAACGAGUUGGAUCGGAGCAAUUUUAUGCAUUGGUGGAGUAAUUGGUAAUUCAAUUUUUGGGUACCUUUGCAAAUUAAUUGGAAGAAAACGAGCCAUCAUACUGCUAGGCCUACCGAAUUUGGGUUUUUGGCUAUGUAUCAUGUUUGGUCGUUACGUGUAUCAUCUAUAUUUGGCACGACUUUUGGCUGGAUGUGCUGGUGGAGGUCUGUACGUAUGCAUACCCUUGUUCGUAAGUGAAAUAGCAGAGGAUCGAAUCCGUGGUACACUCGGAUCACUGCUUCUCGUAUGUUCAAAUAUUGGGAUUUUAAUGUCUUUCAUAGCUGGUGCAUACGUCAAAUAUUCAUUGUUUCCAUGCAUAAUGAUUGUGUUUCCGUUGAUGUUUAUAAUUUCGUUCUAUUUCCUCCCGGAAACACCACAAUACCUUUUACAGCACGAUAAAGUUAAGGAAGCAGAAAAUGCAUUACGGUUUUAUCGUAACGCUCAAGUUUGUGACGACAAAGAGGCGUGUCAAAGAUUUGAACAAGAACUUGCGAAAAUUACACAAUUUGCUAAGCAGAAUACAAUCAACGGUGAAGGAAUUCAGUUAUCCGACUUUUGCACUCCAGCUGCUCGCAGAGGUCUUCUAAUUGGCGUUAUGUUGAUGGCAAUCAAUCAAUUCAGUGGAUGUUUCGUUCUGCUGAAUUAUUCUGCAACAAUUUUCCGGGACUCCGGAUCGGAUAUCAAUCCGAACACCUCUUCAAUCAUCAUGGCGUCCAUUCAAUGUAUUGGAACAUAUGUGGCAACGUUUUUGGUUGACAAAGUCGGUCGAAAGCUUUUACUGACGAUAUCCGCGUCGGCUACAACCAUUGGUUUGGCUGUAAUGGGAACAUAUUCAUAUCUGGACCACCUCGACUUCGAUUUGCACCAUUUCGAUUGGGUGCCGGUUGUCAGUUUAUCAUUCGUAAUUUUUAUUGCAUCAAUUGGCAUUCUUCCACUACCCUACAUUGUUUUAGCUGAAGUCUUACCGGAUAAAAUACGUCGGGUCGGUUCCACUAUAUGCGUGGCGUCUAUAAGUGCUAUGUCAUUUUUAAUUUUAAAAACUUUUCCUGUCCUAACAAAUUUAAUUGGUUUGUAUGGGUGCAUGUGGCUGUUUGCCGGAUUUUGUGCAUUCGGUACUUUAUUUAUCGUUUUCGUUGUGGAUGAAACGAAGGGCACAGUUUUAGACACCGUGAAAACUCGCUGUAUGAGCAUCUAUUAGUACGUUAGAUGAACUCGUAGAUGUAAGAAUGAAAAUAAACGAUUUUUUACU